ACCGGACAUGAUGUUGCGGUUGCUGUUCACUUGACAGCAAGCGGGCGCCAUCCCCAUGUGAUGUGUGUUUUCAGUGUAGGCUGUAUGGUUCGAGGCAGUCUCCGGGUUAAACGUGAUACAGUCAACAGUUUAAUUGCUUUUCUUUUUACCUACAAAUCGGAUUCAAACGUGUAUGCAGAUGUAGCGUUGGCACCUCCUGAACUCACCCGGACUGCAACCAUUAAUCUAUUAAAUUCAGCUGGAUGCUGACAGUCUCUCGGGUGGAGCUUAGGUGGAUGAAGGUACACGGGAGCAGGGCCCGGGGAUAAGCACAACCGCACGGGACUGUUUAAAACCAGCGACGGCGGUUGGUCAUUGAAGUCAUGACCAAAAACGAGGCGAAGAAAAGCGGCUUGGCCGUAAACAACGCUACCAGCAAGUGCGCCACAGCAGCCUCCUCUGCCGAGCAGGUCAACAGCGGCUCAGUGGAGCCAGACUGUCCGGAUCAGAGCACACCGAUCAAGGCCAAGGUGAUGAAGCAGACCCCCAGGGACACUCUGCACUGGAGAAACACGGAGUGCGAAGUCUAUGACGAUGGGACCAACACCUUUUUCUGGCGAGCCCACACACUGACAGUGCUGUUCAUUCUGACUUGCGCUCUGGUCUAUGUCACGCUGUUGGAAGAGACCCCCCAGGACACGGCCUACAACACUAAGAGAGGUAUUGUAGCUAGCAUCCUGGUAUUUCUCUGUUUUGGAGUGACACAAGCCAAAGACGGACCAUUCACCAGACCACAUCCAGCUUAUUGGCGGUUCUGGCUCUGUGUCUCUGUCGUCUACGAGCUCUUCCUCAUCUUCAUCCUGUUCCAGACGGUGCAUGAUGGACGACAGUUCAUGAAGUACAUUGACCCCAAACUGGGGGUACCCCUCCCUGAGCGUGACUAUGGAGGAAACUGCCUCAUCUAUGACCCUGGCAACACCACCGACCCCUUCCACAACGUUUGGGACAAGAUGGAUGGUUUUGUUCCAGCUCACUUUCUGGGAUGGUAUAUCAAGACGCUGGUGAUCCGUGACUGGUGGAUGUGUAUGAUAAUCAGUGUCAUGUUUGAGUUCCUGGAAUACAGCCUGGAGCACCAGCUACCUAACUUCUCCGAGUGUUGGUGGGACCACUGGAUCAUGGAUGUGUUGGUGUGUAAUGGUCUGGGGAUCUACUGUGGCAUGAAGACCCUGGGCUGGUUGUCGAUGAAGCCCUACCAGUGGCAGGGCCUGUGGAACAUUCCUACAUACAAGGGGAAGAUAAAGCGUAUAGCAUUCCAGUUCACACCUUACAACUGGGUCAAGUUUGAGUGGAAACCUGCUUCAAACCUUCGUCGCUGGCUUGCUGUGUUAGGCAUAAUCUUUAUGUUCCUCCUGGCAGAGCUGAACACCUUCUACCUGAAGUUUGUGCUGUGGAUGCCGCCUGAACACUACCUGGUGCUGCUCCGCCUGGUCUUUUUUGUCAACGUUGGAGGUGUAGCCAUGAGGGAGAUCUACGACUUCAUGGAUGACCCGAAGUUCCACAAGAAGCUUGGCCAGCAGGCGUGGUUGGUGGCGGCAAUCACGGUGACCGAGUUCCUCAUCGUGGUCAAGUACGACCCCAACACCAUCAUGCUGCCCAUCCCCUUCUUCGUCAUACAGUGUUGGUUAUUAGGAAUCCUCCUCAUCGUUACCUGGACCCUGUGGCGGUUUUUCAUUCGUGACAUCACACUCCGCUACAAAGAGACCCGUCGGCGCAAACAGGAAGUCCCCACUGACCGGGACCGCACUCAGGGCAAUGGCAGCACAGCCACCCCGCCUGGACGGAGCAAGCUGAAUGGCAGCUCCGAAACCUUGCGGCAGAGGAAGACUUGAGGGCAAAUCGUGGGUCAGAGCGGUCGGUCAGAAUGGACAAGGUUUGGUGGGGAAAAAAUGAAUAAUGAAGGAGAAAUGUGACAGAUGAGUGUAGAGAAAAACAGAUGGACACAUGUGCUGUGUAGUUUGUUCUUGUGCCUACAUGAACCAAGUGAUUCAAAAGAGGCAAUAGGUGCAAUUUUUAUUCAGUGCAUUGUUUAGUUAUUGUCUUAUUACAGGAAUUUACCUCAUUCUAUUUUUAAGAACAUUUGUGGAGAUACACAGGAAAACAUACAUGUAUGUGUUAUACAUAAUUUGGGUGAUGGAGGAAACAAGCUGAAUCACAAGUAGAGUAGUAAAAGGUCAGAGGUCUAGGCUCAUUCGUCAACAGCAGUUUCCAUUUUCUCAGCUGCACUUUGUCUUAGAAAACAAGGUAGCGUCAGGAACAUAUCUGCCUCUGUAAAUAUGCUUUGUUCUGUUUUGUGCAGUCAAAUCGGUGCAAAUGAGAAAAAGGCAAGUAUUCGUAGUAGUUUCUGUAGGUGUAACAGUGGAUAUGGAUUCCAGUUAUUGUCCACUGCUAUGCAAUCUUCAGUAUCAGUCUGGGAUUUUGGCCACAAUAUUGCCAAGCUGCAGUUGAAAUUAAGCGUAGUUAAUACUGCCACAUUUCUGCUAUGUUCAGUUUUCCCAUUCAUUGUUUAGAGUACUUUUUCAUAGGUCUGACAAGUUCUAGAUACAUUGUUUACAUGUGAGAGACAAUAUAAUCUUUUCAUUUACAGUUCAGGAUGUUCAUUCCUGGAAGCACUGAG
This is a messenger RNA of Monopterus albus (swamp eel), 2653 nucleotides long. It is a transcript of the gene ptdss2, whose product is annotated as phosphatidylserine synthase 2. The coding region runs from base 363 to 1868 and encodes 501 amino acids. Gene Ontology annotation, biological process: phosphatidylserine biosynthetic process. The record is from RefSeq and is a predicted model, not a curated record. The transcript has 13 exons. Gene Ontology annotation, molecular function: L-serine-phosphatidylethanolamine phosphatidyltransferase activity. Lineage: Eukaryota; Metazoa; Chordata; Actinopteri; Synbranchiformes; Synbranchidae.